AUAUUAUUCGCUACUAGUUCUACUGUGUAGUGCACACUAUACGUACGCUCAGGACAUUCCUACGUACAGCAAUCACGUAUAUAUAGGUACCUAUAUGCGAUCUGCUCUCACGGCCAUAUUCUCUAUCGAUUACUGAAUGACAACCGCUCGGCACAAAGGCAGCCUCACUGCCUCAGCUCAGCCCCAGUCGCGCAGCUGCGUCGUCUGUGCGCGUGUGUACAAACAAACGCGCGAUCGCAAAAUCAUCUGGUGAGCACAGGUACUUAGGCGUGCGUAGUGCAUCGUCCGAUUCUUAUAAGUUAGUCGUUCUCGAGUCGCGAAAAGAGGAGAGAAGAGGCGGAAAACUGGCUGCUGCAGCGAUGGCCGCGGACGUGCUAAUAACCUGUCUACCCGACGAGGUUACCGAGCUCAUUCUCGAGCAUCCCCAGCUGAGCAUGAGCGACGUCCUCAGCGUCGCCUUCAGCUGUAAACACCUGCACCGCGUCGUUCUCGCGAGCGGCAAACUCUGGCGAGCCAAGUUUUUCCAAAGAUGGCCCUCACUGAAGGAGAUCUACCUGGAGCAGCAGAGGCUCCACCAAGUGCAGAACUGGGUGCAGGAGGCUCAGGCCAACAUCGGAAGCCGGAGGGCUGUGAUGAACCAGCUGGGCUUGAUGUCCGCCAAGUAUUACAAGAAGCAGGAGCUUUCACCCUCGGAGUUCGAGGAUUUCGAUCCUAUAUUCCGUCCAGAGAGAGGAGCCCAUCUCUUGGCCUAUCACUUCAUUGUUGACGAGCUGAUAAAACUGAUCGAGAGACCUGUGACGCAGAGCAAUUUGACCAACAAAUACUACGCGUACAAAGUCAUUCGGUACAUGAAGCAGAGUUAUUUGACUGAUGAGUGGAAUAGGUUCAUAGAGUUACCAGUGGAGAAGCAACUUCUAGAGAAGGGUGCUGUUCUUGUGGCACAGUGGAGUCAACCAGAGAGGCAUGUCACUUACAGUUAUGUGUGCGAUAUGCUGGACAAAAUUGUUGAGCAGGCUAAGGAGGUUCUCAAAGAGAGAUACCCUUCGCACUCCAUAUUUACUACUCCAGCAAAGCAGUUUGCCCACUGGAAGAAUAAUAACAUCGAUGAUAAUCAGUGGUCCACCGAAGAAACUAAGCAAGUCAUGAGUGCAUUGUGUGAAGUUAUGUUCAAUAGAUUAGGCUUUCAUGGGAACAGCGAAAUGUAUUAUUCUUCUGAAAAUUCGUUUAUCGACAAAGUACUUGAACUAAAGCACGGUAUUCCUAUUACGUUAGCUAUUGUCUUUGAAAGCAUCUGUAGGAGAGUCGGCGUAAAAUGUGAACCAAUGAGUUUCCCAUCUCAUUUUCUGUUACGUUGGAAAGAAAAAUAUACAGGUUUAGCGAAUCCCGACGCAGUCGAAAAUUUUUAUAUUGACGUUUUUAAUGGCGGAAGGUUUUUGACGAGACAAAACUGCCCACGCAUAGGUGGAGUGUCCAAAUGUCCAAUAGAAAGAUAUAACAAUCUGAAUGCAGCAACAGCUAUAGAAGUUGUAGAGCGAAUGGCUAACAAUUUGGAAGUGGCAAGCAGACAACGUACUCAUCUUAACGGAAGAGCUCCACGUUUGCGUUCUGCCCUUGAAUUACUACAUAUGAUUCGGCCACAUGAUACCGGUGCUAUCUUACACUUGGCGCGGUUUUAUAUGUUAUACCAAAUGGAUUUGUCGAAGUUAGUUAGCAUAUUAACUUACAUAAGAAUGGACCCAGAACUUACGUCCAGAGGUCCAGCAAAUCACAUUUUACAACUUCUUCAAGAUUACGAAAAACGCAUGAACGAUACAACUGAGGAGGUCGUCGAAGUUAAAAGACGAACACCGGACGUAAAAUUUGCGAUCGGAAUGAUAAUGAGCCAUGAAAGGUACGGGUACUUGUGCGUUAUAACCGGGUGGGAUCUGAAGUGUGAAGCAACGCCAGAGUGGAUCAAUGAAAUGGGCGUUGAAGAACUGAGUGGCGGUCGUAAACAACCAUUCUACAAUGUGUUUGCAGAAGACGGAUCUUCCCGAUAUGCGGCACAAGAAAAUUUAGUUAUGGCGGAUAGUCCUGGCUGGGUCAAUCAUUAUGAAGUAGGAAGAUAUUUUUGCCAAUUUAAAGGAACUCAUUAUGUACCUAAUGAAGAAAAGGCAAAGGAAUAUCCCGAUGAUGCUGAAGUACGAGAAAAACUACUUUCGAAAUACUUUUGACAUUAGUUUUGAGAUUUGUAAAUUUCUUUUUGUAACACAAGCACGAUUUUUGCAGACUGCCGGGCAAACAAAAUAGAAAAAAUGAAAAUGGUCAAUAGCUCACAUCAAAUAUACGUAUAUGUAUGUGUGUGUGUGCUUGUAUAUGAUCAUGUACACAUGUGUGUGUGUGUGUAAACGCAGAAAUCAGUACAUGCGUUACAAAAAAUAUGGUAUGCACCAAGGACUAAGCGGACUUUUUGUCCUCGUGUGGUUGCAGUACUCGUCUGCGGCUCCUUAAGGGAAUGUCGUCCCAAAAAACACUGUUUUCUAUUACAUAAAACUUUUUUAAUAUAGUUUGCAAAUGAAAAACCGAGUCUGUAGCGCCGUAGUGUUAAGUUUAAUGAAUCGUUCUACCGAAAGAAAAAUUCGAUCGGACUUUCUGUUUUUCUAGAAGUUUGGAAAUACAAAAUACCCCGUGGCAGAUUUGCGAAGCUUUUGGGACGACAGCCCCUUAAGGCCCUUGCCUUCGGCUCGAGCUAACUCGCCUUGACUCGUACUGCAAACUCCACACCCGGACUAAAAAAGCCCUCAUUACGCCCUUGGUACAUAAUAUACUAUUACAAACAUGUUGAUGUAUACAGUACGAAGUGCUUUCUUACUAUAAUGUGUACAAAGUAUUUUAUUUACGAUAUAUUUAAUAGUACAUAUUUUAUUAUUUUUGUGAUUUAGAAUGCCAAAUUCUAUAUUCAAUUGAACACUGAGAGAAAUAUUUCGCUGAUCUAAUCUUUUAACUUAUAUAGAAUAAUUUGUCAGUACUGGUGAAAUAAUUUAGUCAGUAUAAUAUUAAACUAAUUUAGUUGAAAUCAGGAAUUCAACUAUCGUUUUUCUUGUGUCUUAUAUAUGAACGUUAUUCGCUAAAGGUGAAAAAAAUCCAAACGUUUUUUGGACUUUAAAAUUAUAAGAUUUUUUGUCAGUUGCUUAUGGGAUUAUCAUUAUUACAAUCUAUAUCAAUUAUAUGCUUUUCGCAUUCUGUUAAUCAAUACGAUGUAUGGUAGGUGCAUUAUUGGCAAAAUUAUUUCUCCCAGUGAACUUUCAAACGAGUAUUAUAGUAUGAGGAACAGUUUUAUUAAAUUAUGUACGCAAGCAUUCAUUCUAGAUUUGAUAAUGAAUCGAACUUUCUAUAAGUAUAGGCAUAAAUGUUAACUACUGUAAUAUACACUUUAAAAAUUUUUGAAAGAUGUAACCUGAUAUUAUGUAAAUACUUGCUAAUUUUGAAGUUACAUUUUUAAGCGCUUGCCUUUUAUAAUCGAAUAAAAAAAUAUAAAACUUUGAGCAAAACGA
Messenger RNA from Nasonia vitripennis (jewel wasp), 3533 nucleotides. RefSeq names its product F-box only protein 21. Gene Ontology annotation, molecular function: DNA binding; protein binding. NCBI's taxonomy places the organism in Eukaryota, Metazoa, Arthropoda, Insecta, Hymenoptera, Pteromalidae. The record is from RefSeq and is a predicted model, not a curated record. The transcript is spliced from 9 exons. The coding region runs from base 360 to 2213 and encodes 617 amino acids.